CCGUAGAAAAAUGCUUAUUGAAAUUCUCAAUUAUCGUGGAUUUAUCGAUGGUGACGGUGUUUCCUAGCCUCGUUGUAGGGGGCAACUGUGAGGAGGUGUUCUUAUUCUCCAUUGACUUUAGUGUCCCAGAACCUUUUGGAGUUUGUGCUACAGGAUGCAAAUUAGGGACAGUCCUACUCUGUAUCCCUGUUAGUCGUCAACACUUGAUUCUUUCUGGCUGUUGUUAGACUUAGAUAUGAGACGCAUCUGAAUUCCAGACUGUUAUAAGAUUUUACAGCGACGUCUUUACAUCUGAGUAGACUAAGCCCUCCUCUCAGAGAUGGGUGCAUUACACAGGAUGUAUUCUGAAUACAUUUAUCCUCCCAAUUUAAACUUGGAGCCACUUUCCUUUGUGUUUGUGUGUGUGCUCAGUCAGGAAUGUGGUUAUGUUAUCCACACUUCAGCCACCUUGUAUGGCUUUACUUUGAGGUCUUCUCCGACACGAGUAGAAGCACUCAAAAAGGUGAAAAGGGAAAUCGUUUUCUGGUGGAUCGUCAAAUGUUGCACAGUCAAAAGCGGUACUGAAUUGUCAAAUGUGCCUGUUGCUCACCCUGAAAGAUGAUCAAAACAGAGAUUUUGUCUUUGGACAUUACUGCUCUUUUCCUCUCUGGAAGAAGGAAAGCAGCAAAGUGGGACCUUAAGAGCUCGACCUAGUGCCAUUUGCAACAGAGAGGAGCACAUGCAGAAGGAAUUUGAAGGAAACAACGUGGCCUCUGAGCUGUAAAGCUUGAGCACCCCGUGUAUGGAGAGGGAGGCUUUUUUUCCAUCCCAUUUCAUGAUAUUCAAGUCUCACGGAAUAUUACAUAGGGUCUCCCCCCUGAUGCAACAGUUCAAAACAGGCUCUUUCAGCCAACUUGCUGGAACGUUGUCUUACAUUUUUGGCUGGCCGUGCAGUGCUUGAUUCAAAGUUGCAUACAUGUGCCAAAAUAAGGCAAAGCUGUAUGCUAUUCUCUACUCUUUUUCCUAUAGUUAAGUUGAAAACCCAAGUGAAUUUCAAAUAAGGUUCAAAGGGGAUGGCCAAAACAAGUACCAGACGUGAUGGUUCACCAAACAUGUUUUCAUGUGGUUCUUAAAUCCACACAAAACAGAAGAAUCUAUUGGUUCAUUUUCCAAGUUAGGAGUGUGUCUGUCCUCUCUCCACAUUCAUGUAUCCCUUCAUUACAGAAACAUGCGGCCAGGCAUAGGCUGUACCUCCGGUGUGGUUUUACAAAAGACAAAACAGAUGGCUGACUAAGAACUUAUUAGUGAUCUGUUCUGCUUCAGUGCCAAAGCCAGUGAACUUUCCAUUAUCAUCAGACCAAUCAUUUGGCAUUCUGCCCCUUUCCACUUAGGAGCUCUGACUAAGACUUUCGAUGCAGAACAGUAUUUCUAUUGUAGAUACAGUGCAACCACUUCAGCUCUUCAACACAAGGUCAACCCAGCAACAGCUGUCAGAAACGGCUGUGAUCAGCGAUCUAUAUUUAUUUCCAGGGGCAUGAGAUGAACUUCCCUAAAGGAAUAGUCAUUAAAACCUCACCCUUUCGGUUGUUGUAUCUUGUUCGAGAAAGUGCAGCUCAAAGCGCUGGAUGGAAUAUUUGGCCUUUUUAAUGAGGUAUCACAUGUUCACCUAAAUUGUUUAGCUGGCAGAAUUUUGCGUCAGCAGCACAGUGAGCUAAAUAUACCCAGCAGCGUUAAAUAAGGGCAUGUAGCAGCUCAGGAAAGCCCGGUGUAAUAUGAGCCAGACAAGCAGACACAAGUCCGAAACCAAAUAGAGUACAUUGUCUCACUACAAAAAUACACCCAUGACUGUAAGGGAAACUAUUCCUCUGUGACACGCGAUCUUCCGGAAUUUCCCACAUAUCUACAGGACUAUAAAGUUCAGUAUGACCAUAAAUGUAAGCUUGUGUUUGUUGGGUAGUUUUACUGUUAACAUAGGCAUUUGUUCUGUGUUAUAAAGAGGAAACUCAUACGGGUCAAUGUAGGCCAUGUUAGGUUAAAUAGUACUGUAUCUUAAAAGAGACAAUGCAUUAGGUCUGAGGGAAGUGGAAAAUAGGGAGCCGAUGUUCAGAGUUUAUGAGACUGCUAUUGUACACACUCCCUAAACUAUUGGUGAUCCUCACUUAGUUCUUCAAGCUGACCUGCCCGUGUAAUGUCUACCAUGUGUAUGACAGGGUUAUGAAUGAGACUUGUUUACCCUUUGGCUGACCAUGUGACUAUACUCCCAAACCCAUUUUCAGGGCGUUUCCAUGGCAGCCAUCGCCUAGGGAGCAAGUCAGGGUGCUGAAAUGGAGCCUUGGGAGAAUGUAGGCCUUUAUUCACAGUCAGGCACACAGCAGUCUCUCUCUUUUUGGCCAUGGCAGCAGUCUCAAAGGCAUGUGUUUCACUGUAGUGUUCAGAUAGGCCUUUUUCCAAAACCAAUUUUGACCAAAAUAGGCCAUGCCCAGUUUCUAAGCAGAGGGCUCAGACAAGCUGUGUGGUGAGAGCUGACCUGUUUCUAUUCUUGCGGUCUUGCUAUGGUCUAGUGAACUACAUUGUGAGCGCCCUCCCUACAGCAGCAAGUAAACAGUUUUGCCCAACAGUCUGUUUAUUCAUUAUCAUCUUUCAGUGUGAUGCUGACCUCUGCUGGCAGUCUCUGUUACUAGAAAAUCUACUGAGCUGGUUGCAGAUGACGUAACUAACUCGUGAAUGUUGUUGUGGGAUCUCAUCAAUAGAGUUCUUGGGAAAGGGGAGUGGCUUCUUAGUAUGGCUGUAUCUGAACUUGGCUACACGCAUAACACUUUAAUUUCACAACGAAUACACUACAUUAUGCAUACAAAUAUAUUUGAAUAGAUUUUCUUUAUUCCAAUCACAAUUUCCCCUUUGUUUUGCAGUGUGACGUCUGUGGGAUUUUGGCCAGUUUAUGCAUGCAGGGUAUGACGACUCAGUUUAAAGGAAACAAGACUUUAAAGGUUAAGAAGGAGGUGGGUGAGAAUGCUCCGGCCCUCUGUGAUGACGAGCUGGUGGCCAUGUCGGUGCGUGAGCUCAACACACACCUGCGUGGGCUGACCAAGGAGGACGUGGUGCGGCUGAAGCAGCGGCGGAGGACCCUGAAGAACCGGGGCUACGCCGCCAGCUGCCGCAUCAAGCGGGUCACCCAGAAGGAGGAGCUGGAGAGGCAGAAGCAGGAUCUGCAACACGAAGUAGACAAGCUGGCCCGGGAGAACGCCAGCAUGAGGCUGGAGCUGGACGCCCUGCGCGCCAAGUAUGAGGCCCUGCAGUGCUUCGCCCGGACUGUCACCUGCGGGCCUCUCUCACCAGGCAAGGUGGCCACCACCAGCGUCAUCACCAUCAUCAAGUCUACAAACAACCACAACUCCAGCCCAACCUCCUUCUCAGCUCCCUCCUAGUUGUGACAGAACUGAGCUCUCGUCUCCCCGUCCUGCCUGGUCCUUACCGGUUCCGACCCGAUCCAGCUUGAAACCAAUUGCACCUGACCCAUGCUGAGAGGAAGCUCAGUAAUUAGACUGAGGGAAGGGGGUGGGGUGGCCACUAGCUCUGUGUGAUGAUAACAACAUAUGAUGCUGCAUUCAUUCUCUACUCUCUUUCUCUCACAUACUGUACAUAAUCUACAUUGUCUGUGCACUGUGCUACAACCGCCCCAGCACCGGCCGGGCAUUGGGCCUCUCUGACCCUCUCUUCUUGACUGAUGGCAGAGAUUAGCUCAUACUACAGUGUGAGUGGAUACUUGAUAUUAUACCCCGCAGCACUGGUCUGAGACAGCUCUGAUGCCUGUGGUAUCUUGCAUUUACAGAGUAUAAAGUAAUAUAUUAUUGUAAUAAUUACCGUAUUAAUACAUUAUAAACAUUUAAAAUAACAAACAAAGAAAUGCUGAUCUAAGCCUAAAAGCCUUCUUUCUUCUGUAUAUGAAAGCAUAUACUAAUGUCUCAAUGAAAAUUGAGGCAUUGAAGCUUUUGCCUUAAACUGAUGGAAUGAUCUCUCAGUAAUAUUCAAAUAUUCAAAUUUUUUGUCACUCUCAUACAGUAUGUUCAAUAUUUUAAGCUUUAAUAUUUCCAAUUUCAAGGACAGCUUGAAAACCGUAAAAAAAAACAAAUAUAUAUAUAUAUAUAUUUGAGAACUGACCAAGCAUGUUUAGCUGGAUGAACCAGGCCCUUUUGACAUUGGAAAACUUAUAGCAUAGCCUACAUAAAAGAAUACAAACAUACUCAUGGGUUAUCCUCCUUACAGCUGUGAGGAACUAAAUCUACAGUACAAGUCAAAUACAAAUUAGGCUACAUCAGACAAAUGACAGAUCAUUGAACGGCACUUACUAUUAAACUGUUAGAUCACGGUGUAAAAGUACCAAAAUCACUUGGUUUGCAAAUGUUAAAUCAUAUAGCUGCAAAUUUACAUCUAAAAUCAUUGGACACCUGAAGCAUCUUUUUGGGAAAUACCGCAGUCCAUUCGUGUAUUACUUUAGCAAUGGGAGAUUGUAUGAUGCUGAUCAUAGUUUGUGGUCUAUCCCAGAAUUGCUAAAGUUGCAGCUAGUUUAUAACUAUUGCCAAGGGUGGCAUAUUUAUUUUAUGAUAAUAAGACAAGCACUUACCUAUGAUCUUUUGCCUCUGAACUUUCCUCCCCAUGCUAUGCCAUAUUUCAUGUUAGGUAAUCCAUAUUGGAUGUAGUGAUAAUGGGAGCUGCCUUGACAAAUGAAAUGCAAUUCAAUGAAUUCCUGUAUAUUACAGACUUAAGCUAGACCCUCUAUUUUAGUUUCAAUGCAAGAUAAGGAAAAUGGAAGCUCAACUGCCUACUGUCACUUUACAUUGAGAACUCUGUCCUCUUAGAAAUCAUUCCUACUGUUGGGUUGUCUGGAAGUGCUGCUGCCGGUGUUGGUAACUCUCUGAAACGGUAGACAUUGAACACAAAUGCUUUCGACACAGACUCUUGGGUAAGAGGAAUUCCGGCAUAAAACUCAAGAGAAAAAAAAACUCUAGGAAUGGUGUCACGACCAAAUCCAAUGGCACGUUAGCUUCAAGUGUUACCCAUAAACAAGCACAGGUUGAGUAUGCUUUUUGAAGGGUCUAAGUUUCAGUUCUAGAUAAUUAUCUAGAAUCUAUAGUUUUUGCAUUUCAGCCCUUAUCGAGGUUAGUCACGAGUGAAGUCUAGAGUUGGCUCUUGUCAAGGUUUUCUCUUACCCCCAGUGGACAUGACUUCUCCUCCUCCCCUGUUUCUUAGCUGUAAAGAUCACAAAGGGGGACUUUGCUGCUGCAUGGCUCUCUGCUAUUUCAGGCAGGGCCAUUGCUGUGCUCUUAUCAUUCUCAUCUUGUGUUUUCAUUUGGUAUAUUUGUUAUUACACUUUAAUUCCCAGGUCUUUUUGUAUAUGUGUGUAUUUUUAUAUAAUUGUUGCUUUAUUAUAGGUAUAUUAAAUACGUGGGAGUGGUGUGAUCUUGUAAUCUGUCCCCUGACGUAAAAUUAUUCUUAUUUUCUGGCAGGAUAGUUCAAUUAUUAUCUAUAGCAUCGAUUAAAUCAUAAGGAAUCUAUUCUGCUGACUUUAUAGUUGUAUUUGUGUCUUUUUAAGGUCAGUUCAUAAAUAUUACCUGCAAACUACCCUCGGCUAGUCUGCAAAGUAGGCUGUCUGUGUUUACAGUCAUGCCUGUUUUAGAGUAGGUGGAUUGGGUAUAUUUUGAUAGGAAAGACUUACUUUGGUAGCUAAUUGCCAUAUGCCCACAUGCUAUUAUGAGGAAGUUACGUUUGUAUCACAUUGCUAAACUCAAAGACUUUUGAAGUUUGAGUUGAUGCUUUUGUGACAGCUAUGAAACAGAUACGAGUAUUACAAUUUGGAGGAGAAUAUACAGCCGAAUGCAAGUUAUGAAAUUACAGUUGAGGUGAAAACACUUGAAUUAUUUAGCACCCUUUUCUGAGCUUUACAGUGACCUCUGCUGGUAGUCUUUAUAAAUGCUGUGAAUAAGCACAUACAUUAUUAUUACAUUACCAUUAAUCAAAUUGUUUUGGAGACUUUUGCAGUCCAAUUGCAUAUCAAUUUCUAAAACUUUUAUCCGUUAGAGUUAUUGCUUUAAAUUUCAUUCAAUUCUGUUCUAAACAAAGCCACAAUACUGUCUGACUCAAAUUUGAGUGCAAACAUAUACUUUUGUGUCAAAAUAAACAUCUAACAAAGUAGAUGCAUUUCUAUGUGCCCCAAGCUGCAUUUCCCUCCCUAGUUGUAUUGAAACUCACUAAAGAUUCAUACACAUCUACAAGAUGGAGUAUGGAAGCACGAGUAGUUAUGCUCUUCCUGCACAGCAGGUGGCUGUGUUGUCCCUCAGUACCCUCAAUCUAGAAAUAAAGAACCUGGCUCCUAGAGUUGGAUUGAACAUUGACUACGGCAAAUUCAUAUGCACAGGGCACUGUAAUGGAACUGCUAGCAACUAGAGGGCAAUGUAGAUAAGAUGUAUUUCUGCCAUGGUUGAUUGCAUCUUUUCUGAUAUGAGCCAUUAUAAUGCAACGGUAAGGAAAUUGGAUAGAUAGUUCAGAAAGCAAGUGGGCACUUUUUUAAAAUGUUUAUCUUGUACGUUUUGCUAUAUGUUGCCUUUUAGGCUGUCGCGGUUAAAUGAUUGUAUAUUCUUCACCUGAUUUAUAUCUACAUUAUGUUUUAUGUAGGCCUACACAUCUUUCCUAUAUUUGCUCUGUCAGUCCUACAAGCUAUUUGCCAUAAACGGACACAGAACAUACAUGUUAAAUGUCCUAUGUUCAGCAGAUGUACUUAUAAAUUGGUAAAACAGUUCCAUGACAUAUAAAGUAUGCUGCUCCCAAGUAGUACUUUGUGUACGUCGACAUUCAAAUGAGUAAACAAGGUGGUGGUGGGUGAAAGAAUAACAGUUGUAAUACAAUGGAUCUUGUGCUUUCACGGCAGGGUAGCCUAGUGGUUAAAGCGUUGGAAUAGUAACCGGAAGGUUGCAAGUUCAAACCCCCGAGCUGACAAUGUACAAAUCUGUCGUUCUGCCCCUGAACAGGCAGUUAACCCACUGUUCCUAGGCCGUCUUUGAAAAUAAGAAUUUGUUCUUAACUGACUUGCCUAGUUAAAUAAAGGUAUAAUAAAUCAAAUAAACUCACCAUGUUCCACUUUGUAUCACACAAUUGUAUGUUAACUAUAAACAAAAAAGUUAUCGUGUGGACUUUCACAGUGAAUGGGAUCUCAAGUUUUAAUGCACAGCCACAACGACACUAAAUUAGAUGGUAAUUUGUCUAGUUUGUGGUAGUUAAUGAGGCAUGAUGAUAGUUCUAUUAUACUGCUUUCUAGCUGAUGAUGAGUGUAAAUAAAAUAAUGAGGCAGCACUUUGAAGAGAAACCGUACCAAUUGUGACCUUUCAUUACUCUGCUAACUAGUAUGUAUUUUAUUUGAACUUCAAUAUUUAUUUGAUUGAUUUUCUGUAAAUUGUAUUUUCAACAUCUAAAUUAUUUGAUUUACAUUCAUUUAUUUACUUGUUGCAUUAAAUGAAAUACCCUCCUGUACAAAUACAAUAAUUUUUGUUCCUGUUUCGAUUGACAACAAGGAGGUAAAUUAUUCCUGUAAAUAGAUGUCUGUUUUUGUACUUUUAAAUAAAGCUUUUUUUCUCAUUUA
Molecule: messenger RNA, 7609 nt
Organism: Oncorhynchus nerka (sockeye salmon)
Lineage: Eukaryota; Metazoa; Chordata; Actinopteri; Salmoniformes; Salmonidae
Product: transcription factor MafK-like
Exons: 2
Coding region: 2922-3404 (160 amino acids)
Biological process (GO): regulation of transcription by RNA polymerase II
Cellular component (GO): nucleus
Molecular function (GO): RNA polymerase II cis-regulatory region sequence-specific DNA binding; DNA-binding transcription factor activity, RNA polymerase II-specific
Source: RefSeq, a predicted model, not a curated record